ACGAAAAACAAAAUCUUGAAAAAGCUCAGCAUGCAGCAGCAGUCCUACGUGUAUUUGCCAAGACGAUGCCCUUCUUGUAGAUUUUCCUCGGACAAAAGGGUUUAUUUGAAGGCUACAAGUGUAGUUAGCUUGAACCUGAACGGUAGGUAGUGGCUGAAGCCUUUAGAACUUCACCCAUUUAGUCAUGGAGACUGAUAGUCUUCGACGUAGCCCCAGACGAACCACAUCAUCACGAUCUCGACAAGCUGCUGCAGUUGCAAGCCCAGUUUAUGAUCAGAGUACUGCAUCUGAGUUAAAGCAAGAAUUGGAAUCGAGGGGCGUUCAAGCCCCCGAGAGAGCAACGAAACGCCAGCUGUUCAACUUGCUGGCUGAAAGCAAUUCAGCUUCUUUGUAUGAAGGCGAGCAGAACCGUAACGGCACAACGCCAACCGCAUCUGAAGCCAGUGCAGGUCAAGAAAGAAUGAUUCCGAUGUCCAUGACAGCUGCUGAGCGUGAAGAGCAUGAAGAUCAACAAGAGCGCAUCAAUGGCUAUGAUACUGCUGCUGCUGCUUCUCAAGCUACACCUACCCACACUACUGCAACAACCUAUGCUGACUCGUUGUUGCUGUGGAAACGACCACUCUCGACAUUGUAUCACUUUGCUCUAGAGUUCAAGUAUCAGUCGUCUAAUCUUCUUGUGUACUUGUCUCGGAGAUGGCAGUUUGUUGCUUUUGUGGGAUUACUCAGUGCAGUCUUGGCCGUAGCUUCAGUCAUUGAUGGUGCACACACCCCAUACAUCGUGUCACUUCGCAGCAGCUUCAUCUGGUAUGGCUGGUGGGUUGGACUUGGCAUUCUUUCCUCGGUUGGACUCGGCACAGGCCUUCAUACAUUUGUCCUCUACUUGGGCCCGCAUAUAGCUGCAGUAACAUUGGCAGCAUGGAGUUGUAUGUCAGUUGAUUUCCCAGCACCACCCUACCCUGCUGCCUUGAUCUGCCCUGAAGGUUCUCCAGCUGUUGGUGCUGUCAUGUCUCUUUGGACCAUAAUGAGUAAAGUCAGAUGGGAAGCCAUGAUGUGGGGAGCUGGGACAGCUAUUGGUGAACUGCCACCGUAUUUUGUUGCCAGAGCUGCUCGCUUGGCUGGUCAGGAGAUGGAUCCAGAGUUAGAAGAAGCAAUGAAUGCUGAUGACAAGAGCUUCACUGGGAGAGCAAAGCUUUUUCUUCACCACCUGAUACAGCGUGUGGGAUUCUGGGGUAUAUUCCUGGCGGCCUCGAUUCCCAAUCCACUGUUUGACUUAGCUGGUAUAACUUGUGGACACUUCCUAGUGCCGUUUCCCACAUUCUUUGGAGCAACUCUGCUGGGCAAAGCUGUUGUCAAGAUGCACCUCCAGAAAGUUUUGGUGAUCUUCUUAUUCACAAAGUCCCACUUUGAGUCUCUCAUUCACUUGAUUGGGCGUAUUCCAUCAGUUGGAUCACAUCUGCAGAAGCCGUUCAUGGAUUUCUUGGAGAAGCAGAAGACCAAGUAUCACAGGCAGAUGGGUGCAGGAUCUGAUGAGGACACUACCAGUUUGUUCUCCUACGUCUACGGUUUGUUGGUGAUUUCAAUGAUCUCCUACUUCCUGCUCUCCAUCCUGCACUCAAUGGCCAAGCAGAAUGCAGCACGACACCUGUCCAGCAAAUCCAAGUAAUGUGUUCACCAAUGCCUGAGUGAUAUUAUUAGACCUGCAGCUACAGCAGCUGUUGUACCCAGCAGUGACACGGACGGUGACAUAGCUUUGUCACAUUGCCACCCCCCUGUACAGUUACUUACUCCACUCAGUAACUGUCAUUACCUAGUACUGGUGUGCAUACUGCUACCCUCUGCUCAUGCUACUACUGCUGGUAGUGCAGCUGCUGGUGCAGCUGCAGCCUGUUGCUAACUCAACGUGAGUAUUGUGUCGCUUCGGCUGAUGACUAUUCAUUGUGCCAUCAACAUACCAAAAAAACUCUCCUUUUUCUCUCACACACUCUCUCUCUCUCUCUCUUUCUUUUCUCUUUCUUUUCUCUUUCUGUCUCUCAUAUUUCUUCUCAGAGUUUUCUUAUAUGCAGCUUGGGCACUUUGCUAGCCAGCUUGCAACCUGCUGCUGUGUUUUGUGUUUGGUUCCCAGACUGCGGGCAGCUGAGAUACACCUGUGCGCACUUGUAUGUUAGUGCUUAUUAUCUCCCAAUCUCCCAAUCUCCCACUGUUCACUUUAUUCUUACAGUAUCCUUAACUGAAUCUUUGGCAUUCAUCCAUUGCUAUGGUUAUUGUCCAGCUGACGACACAAUGCAGCAUGACCUCAUUGUUUCGAGGCUUCUUCUUUUUCACAGCGUUCUGCUCAUGCCUAGCCUGUGCCUCUUAAUACUUCAAGACGUUUGCUGACAACAGCAUGCCAAUGUCCAAACUACUGCGCACUUGUUUGCAGGUGAGCUGAAUAUCA
This is a messenger RNA of Sycon ciliatum, 2434 nucleotides long. RefSeq names its product vacuole membrane protein 1-like. The record is from RefSeq and is a predicted model, not a curated record. The coding region runs from base 185 to 1663 and encodes 492 amino acids. The transcript is spliced from 15 exons. NCBI's taxonomy places the organism in Eukaryota, Metazoa, Porifera, Calcarea, Leucosolenida, Sycettidae. Gene Ontology annotation, cellular component: membrane; endoplasmic reticulum; endomembrane system. Gene Ontology annotation, biological process: autophagy; Golgi organization.